Mizuhopecten yessoensis (Yesso scallop) is the source of this 1787-nucleotide messenger RNA. Its product is annotated as NADPH oxidase 4-like. The record is from RefSeq and is a predicted model, not a curated record. The transcript is spliced from 18 exons. Gene Ontology annotation, cellular component: NADPH oxidase complex; plasma membrane. Bases 99 to 1748 code for a protein of 549 amino acids. Gene Ontology annotation, biological process: superoxide anion generation; defense response. Gene Ontology annotation, molecular function: superoxide-generating NAD(P)H oxidase activity. NCBI's taxonomy places the organism in Eukaryota, Metazoa, Mollusca, Bivalvia, Pectinida, Pectinidae.
GAUCACGGUUUAUAAUAAUACAAUUUUAUCAUUAUAUAAAUAAUUGUCAACAUUUCCGAAAAAUUAUCAUCUUUAUCAGGUGUAAUUGUACAUUGAACAUGACUUUUAACGUUGGGACGUGGUGGCGUAAUAAUGGAUUGAAAUACACUAUUUUGGUCCUGUGGCUGACCUUGUGUACCCUCCUGUUCCGGAACACAUACAACACCUACAAAUACGACCUGGAGUACUACUAUGUCCACCGAAUACUUGGGUCGUGGUUGUGUAUUUCCCGUGGGAGUGCAGCUGUCCUCAACCUGAACUGUGGCCUUCUACUCCUCCCCAUGUGUCGGAGUACUAUCACCCUUCUCAGAAAAUGUCAGAAUAUGAUUCAGCUGGGUUCAUUUCAACAAAUAUUUGCGACUGUUAAAGGAUUUCAUAUCGUGUGUGCAUACUCCAUUGUAAUUUUGGCGGUCGUACAUUGUGUGGCUCAUGUUUCAAAUGCCAGGAAUUUCUCGACUAAGUUUGAUUUUACACACAGGAAGCUGAAUGCAGCCUUGUUUCCUGGACAGGACCCUUUCCUAAUUAUCCUGUGCACAGUACCAGGAGUAACGGGAAUGCUGAUGCUUGUCACAUUGUGUUGCAUGGUGUCGUCCAGUACCAAAUAUUUCAGGAAGAACCAUUACAAUUUGUUUUGGUAUGUUCAUCGAGUUCUCUUCCCUCUGUUUUUCGGCCUUUUGAUGGUCCACGGCAUCAGGGGCCCUAUCAGAAGGCAGACGAACACACGCAAUCACACACCCGGAUGUAACAGCUCGCUACCACAACCGGAAUAUUUACCGGAAACCGGAAGUGUGUGUGAUGAACACCCGCAGUUUGACCACAUUGGUUGUAGUACAUGGAAGUGGCUAGUAGGACCACUUGUGGUGUACCUGGGCGACUGUCUAUACCGGUAUGUACGGAGAUCUCGGAAGAUGACUGUCACGCACGCGCACAUGAUAGCAGACGACAUCGUCCAAUUUGACGUUCACAAAGACAACUCACAGUUUGCUUUUUCUCCUGGACAGUAUGUAUAUCUAUCAGUUCCGGAAAUUUCUACCAUGGAAUGGCAUCCGUUUUCUGUUUGUAUGAAUGAAAAACAAAAGGGGUCCUUCCGAGUAUAUAUAAAGACUUCAGGAGACUGGACAGAAAAGCUGAAAAAUCACGUAAUACAGGAGACGAACACAUCCCUCGACACAGUAACAAGUAAAAGACCUCAUAAGUGUGUGUACGUGGACGGUCCAUUUUCUAGCCCCCUGGAAAACGUCACCAGUUAUCCAAUAUCUGUGUGUAUAGCCGGCGGUAUAGGUGUUACGCCAUUUAUUGGUUAUAUACAAUAUCUAAGAAACAAAGACCAUGCCUUCCUUCGGUGUCGGCGGCUGUACAUGAUAUGGGUUGUACGGGACAUGACUAGUAUAUCCCUAUUCGAGGAAGAGUUUGUCAAACUUCACCACCACUGUUACGAAGAAAAUGUUCCUGAUUUUCUUGAGAUAUCGUUUUAUGUCACAUCACCACUGAAACAGACACUAGCUGGUGAGGGCUUCACCUACGGUAGAACCACGUUUGGCCGACCUGUAUGGCACACCACACUUGAUAGCUACUUCAAACGACAUUCAAGGUCAAAAUUUGGAAUUUUCGUCUGUGGACCUCAUGGAAUGAUAUCAGAUGUUCGAAGAGGAGCGCAAAGUGUUUCAAAUAAUAGCAAUCAUUUAUAUUUGCACCAUGAAAGCUUUUGACUCUUUUGAACCAGAAAUAAAGGACAUUAAAAUUAUAAC